This is a messenger RNA of Dermochelys coriacea (leatherback sea turtle), 604 nucleotides long. Its product is annotated as histone H2A.J. The record is from RefSeq and is a predicted model, not a curated record. The transcript is spliced from 2 exons. Gene Ontology annotation, molecular function: structural constituent of chromatin; protein heterodimerization activity; DNA binding. Lineage: Eukaryota; Metazoa; Chordata; Testudines; Dermochelyidae. The coding region runs from base 74 to 463 and encodes 129 amino acids. Gene Ontology annotation, cellular component: nucleosome.
CCCUGAAGAUUGCAGCCAGGCCCGACCCUGCACUCACCCCGUGCGUGAGUACUGUUUGAGGCGAAUCUCAAUCAUGUCGGGCCGAGGAAAGCAGGGAGGUAAGGUGCGGGCUAAGGCGAAGUCUCGCUCCUCGCGGGCUGGGCUGCAGUUCCCGGUGGGCCGUGUGCACCGGCUGCUCCGCAAAGGCAAUUAUGCGGAGCGGGUGGGGGCUGGCGCCCCGGUCUAUAUGGCCGCGGUGCUGGAGUAUCUGACCGCUGAGAUUCUGGAGCUGGCCGGCAACGCGGCUCGGGACAACAAGAAAACCAGGAUCAUCCCCCGUCACCUGCAGCUCGCCAUCCGAAACGACGAAGAGCUCAACAAGCUGUUGGGGAAAGUCACGAUCGCUCAAGGGGGUGUCCUGCCCAACAUCCAGGCCGUGCUGCUGCCCAAGAAAACCGAGAGCCACAAGGCCAAGAGCAAGUAAAACCCGACGAACAAGAAACCGGAAUCUUUACUCCAAAAAACACACCAACCCAAAGGCUCUUUUCAGAGCCACUCACAAAAGUAAAAAAAAAGAACUGUUAUCGCUCACUUCCAUAAUAGUAAACAAUAUGUUCAUAGAAAA